AUGAUGUUACCUUCGAAUAAUAUUGAUAUAGGGAGAGAUAUGGUUCAUGAAAUCGAAGUUGAUAUCUCUGUAAUACCAAAACCGGAAAGCACAGAAGGCAGAGACUUAUUAAAAAAAGUGCAGAUCAGGUGCAGCUUAUCGUGGAACAUCGAUGCUAGAGAAUUAGGAAAUUUGCUCAAUAGCCCCGAGAUCAACACUCUUAUAGAUUGCCACGACGAUAUAGCAAAAAUAUACGAAAAUACCAAACCUGAAAAAAAUAACUUGCCAAAAUUAUUUCCAAACGGAAUAACUGGACAGGAGUACAGAAUAAUGGGGGUCCGACAAAAACCGGGAGAACUUCUAGGAUUAACGGUGCAAGUUGAUGAAAACGGAAAUUUUACAACAGUUCGAAUAAUUGAAGGUGUUAUGAUAAAAAAACAUGAUAAACAAUAUGUUACAUGUCGGAGACAUUAUCUGGAGGUUAACGGAACUCCAGUAGCUACCCCCGAAGAUUUGCAAACGGGAAUCGCAAAAACGAAGGACCACCUGACCCUCAAAGUUCACAGUAAUACCGGAAACGGUAAAGUGACACAUUCAAAUAUUGUUAUGGCCAAUGGAAUAACUAAAAAAUUAACGUGCUACAUGCGAGCUCCCUAUGAAUACAUUCCCCAAGAAGACACACUUCUGCCAUGUAAAGCAAUAGACCUUCCAUUUGAUCGUGGAGAUAUUCUCCAGAUAGUCGAUCAACGCGAUCCUAAUUGGUGGCAGGCGAAACAAGCUGGAAAUGAUCCAAGUUACACAGUUGGAGAAUCUAUUCCUGCCGACUGCUAUCAGUAA
This is a messenger RNA of Diabrotica balteata, 816 nucleotides long. Lineage: Eukaryota; Metazoa; Arthropoda; Insecta; Coleoptera; Chrysomelidae. The record is from the annotation of a GenBank genome assembly.